This is a messenger RNA of Mesorhabditis belari, 2286 nucleotides long. The record is from the annotation of a GenBank genome assembly. NCBI's taxonomy places the organism in Eukaryota, Metazoa, Nematoda, Chromadorea, Rhabditida, Rhabditidae.
AUGGCUCAGCAGAGGAUCUGGAAACGACGAGAAAGCUUACCAAUUCAUAAAAAGAAGAAGGAGAUAAUUGACCUCAUCGCCAAGAACCAAGUUGUGGUGGUACAGGGAAGCACUGGGUGUGGAAAAUCGACACAGAUUCCCCAAUUCCUCCUGGAGAAUCAUCUCGCACGGGAACAAGGUGCCAGCUUUGUUGCCUUCAUCACUCAACCAAGGAGAAUCUGUGCCAAGUCAUUGGCAAAACGAGUUGCUCAAGAACGAGGAGAAACUCUGGAUCGAAAGGAAAAGAUCGCCAACAGAUCGGUUGGAUUUGCGAUGAGAUUUGACAACAACUCACCCCGUGGUUAUGGAUCGAUUUGCUAUGUGACGGCCGGAUAUCUCUUGCGGAAAAUGCAGUCGGGACUCCAUGGAGUCAGCCAUUUGUUCAUUGAUGAGGCACAUGAGAUGGAUAAAGAUAUCGAAAUCCUUCUGACUCUUGCAAAAGAUUUGGCGCAAAAGUUUCGAGAUUUGAAGAUUAUUAUCAUGAGUGCUACCAUCAAUGUCGCUUCUCUUCAGGAGUACUUCCCGAAUUGUGGGUUCCUUCAGCUUCAGGGAAAAACGGCGUACCCAGUGGAAGAUUUCUAUUUGAGUGAUGUGAAGCGAAUUCUUGAAGCUGCCGAAAAUGAGAACAGUGAUCCACAGAAAGAGCAUUCUCCUAGCAACGAUUCUCAAUUAGAAGCGAAAUUCGAUACUCUGCCUGAACUGAAUGAAGACAUGGCGGCUCUCAGUUUGGAGCACAAAAUCGAUGAGAGGUUGCCGUUUGAUUUGAUCCAGCAACUCAUCGAGUACAUUGACGGAAACGAGGGUGAAGGUGCGAUUCUCGUUUUCUUGCCUGGCUGGGGAGAGAUCAAACGCCUUUUCACAUUGCUCCGCGAUUCCAGUGCUCUUGAUCAAGAAGCCAUCAAAUUGUUGUGUCUUCACUCAAAACUUCCAAAAUGGCAACAGAAAUUGGUCUUUGCAAAAGGCGAAGGAAAGCGAAAGAUUAUUCUUUCUACAAAUCUUGCUGAAAGCAGUGUCACGAUUGAGGAUGUCGUUUUUGUGAUCGACUCUGGAUUGGCUCGAGUAGCUCGCUUCUCUCCCGAAACGAACACCAACUACUUUUGUACAAUCAACGCCUCACGAGCAAAUUGCUUGCAAAGAAAAGGCCGUGCUGGGCGUUGUCAAAAAGGAAAGUACUACUUAAUGGUCCCCAAGGAGAAAUAUGACAGUUACCACGAAUUCAACGAGUCAUCUCUGCUGAAUACAACUCUCUACAAUGUCUACUUGACAAUCAAGGCACUGAAACUCGGAGAUGUGGAAGAUUUUCUGGGAAGAGCCCCUUAUCCGCCAUCAAGCUUGCGAAUUGUAGAAGCAAGGUGUAAGCUACAAGAAAUCGGAGCUCUCGAUGUGCACGAUCGGUUGACGGCUCUUGGCCGGGUUCUGGCUGAAAUUCCACUCGAAGUCGAUCUUGGAUCAGCUCUCAUUCUCAGCCGCUUAUUUGGUGUUCACGAUCAUGUUAUCGAGCUCAUUUGCAAUACUCAAAAUGCUCCAUGGAAUUUAAUGAUUGCCAAGAAAGCUAUUAACAAAAUCAAGGAGCUGAAAAACAGCUACAUAAAGAAGAUCCCAACGCCAUCGGAUCAUGAAGUGAUGAAAUUAGUGGCUGAGAAAUUUGCGUUACUUUACGAAGCGGAUCAGAAAGCUUUUCUGAAGACGUAUUCUUUAGAUGGUGGUGCGAUGCGGGAAGCAAGGCGAUCGAACUUGCAACUACUUCAAAUCUUAGAGCGUCACUUCGUCAAAAAUCCGCAGAAGAAAACGAAGGAAGAGAAUCCUUCGCUGUCCCUGGGCAUCCUCUCUCGAGCUUUUUACCCGAAUACCGGAGUCAUUGAUAAAGAAUCGAAAAAGAUCAUAACGAUUGCUCAAGACUGUCCCGAGAUCAACUCGAUUUCUGUCGCUCACACGAACAAUCAAGCAGCGAAUCGAAUUUGCUUUUUCAACGAAAAGACCCAAAGCAAUAAAAAAGUUCACUGCCAAGAAAUCUCGACAAUUUCACCGGUUCAAUUGAUUCUCUUUGCGGCUGGGCUUGUGAAGAAAAGUGAAAAUGGAGAAGUUUUGAUUGGCGACACAAUUCGAAUCAAAUUGGACCCAACACUAGCCGACGCUUUGCUUCAGCUCCGCAAAUGGAUCAAGAAUCAUCUCAUUAAUUUGUCAGCAAUUCCUGAAGAAACCACACUUAUCUUUAACCAUUUUCUGAAGCUAGACUAUAAGAAAUGU